CAAUUCACAACUCGUAUUCAUACCUUUAACUUUUACAAAUUUCUAUUUCCCUCAAAUAAAAAAAACAUUUUAUAUCUACCUAAAAUUUCAAUUUCAACCUUAAUUCCUAUUGCAAAAGAGAGCGUUAGCUUAAUAGUAGCAACUAUAAAUGCAUUAGUACACAUUAAAAAAAAUUUAUAGCUUAAACAAUAACAAACAUUUGUAUAUCAAUUAAUUGCAUCACAAUACAAAUAAUCCACUUUCCUAUUCAUUAUAGUCCACAGCAAACUACUCCUUUACUAGCAAACUUCAUCAUCAACAACAAAUUGCAAAACCGAAAACGUGGGCGAAUUUCUUCCAUAAAUGCCAGUAAUAUCAUCAAAUUCAUCCAUUUUUUCUCAAUUUUCAUCAUCUUUGACAAAUCAACAAACUACCCAAUUCACAUUAAGCCAUGUAAAACCCCAAAAAAGCUUCUUUUUGUUCAUUUUUCCUCUUAAAAAUACCCAAAUUAGAUGCUUAAAGUCUUCAAUCAUGGAGGGUAAUUCUGUUCAAUUAAUGGGUACAAGUUUAGAAUCAAUUGAUGAUAAAUAUUCUAAAGAAUUGGAUGUUGCUGUUAAAGCUGUUCAAAUGGCUUGUUCUUUGUGUCAAAGGGUUCAACAAGGUUUUAUUUCUAAGUCUAAUUCUAUUGUUCAAGCUAAGGAUGAUAAUUCCCUUGUUACUAUUGCAGAUUGGAGUGUCCAAGCUACUGUCAGCUGGGUAUUGUCUGAACAUUUUGGCAGUAGAAAUGUCUCGAUUGUAGCGGAGGAAGAUGUUGAAGCUCUAUCGAAGCCUGAGGCGACUGGCCUCUUGGAAUCCGUAGUACAAACUGUCAACAAAUGUUUAUCCGAAGCGCCCCAAUUCGGCAUUAAAGGACCCCAUAUGCCCCUAGAGAAAGUAGAAGUUCUUGAGGCCAUUAGGCACUGCAAUUCAAUUGGUGGGCCUAGUGGUAGAUUUUGGGUACUCGAUCCUGUCGAUGGCACGCUAGGUUUUGUACGCGGGGAUCAAUACGCUGUUGCUCUAGCAUUGGUUGAGGACGGGCAAGUAAUGCUUGGUGUUUUAGGUUGUCCUAAUUACCCGUUGAGGAAGGAGUGGUUGUCGUAUCAUCACCGUUACUAUAGGAUCAUAUCCAAGCUAACACCGCCAAGUUCUGAAUCUUGGGAUAAAGGCUUCGUGUUAUACGCCAAAAAAGGUAGCGGAAAAGCUUGGAUGCAGCCAUUACUACCACAAUCUAAGACAAUUGUGUGGAUAAAAUCCCCCAGACCUGUCUAUGUAUCUCCUGUUGAAGAUCCUGCCCUGGCGACUUUCUGUGAGCCUGUUGAACGAGCAAAUUCAAGCCAUUCUUUCACUGCCGGGCUUGCUCACAGCGUUGGAGUUAGGAAGGAACCGUUGCGUGUGUACAGCAUGGUCAAGUAUGCAGCUGUAGCUCGUGGGGAUGCGGAGAUAUUCAUGAAGUUUGCUAGGUCUGGCUACAAGGAAAAGAUAUGGGAUCAUGCAGCUGGCACUGUUAUUAUCCAGGAGGCUGGUGGUGUGGUAACUGACGCGGGCGGGCAUCCCUUGGACUUCUCAAAUGGUAUAUAUUUGGAAAAUCUCGAUCGUGGCAUAAUCGCCUGCGCUGGAGUCCAAUUGCAUGAGAAAAUCGUCCGAGCUGUGGAUGCUAGCUGGGAUUCCUCCUGCUUAUGACUUACUUUGCAGCAAAACGCCCUACAGUCUUAAAUUUUUUCCUGGGUUAGCGACUUAGCUCCGAUCAUCUUCAACGAGCUUUCCAUCUCGAGGAAUGGCGUGCACAUUCUGGUGGCGGUUUUUCUGUUUCUCCGAUCGGUUUUCUCCUACUUGCACAACUUUGGAACUAAUCAAUUUCUAUACAGUACUGAUUACUGCUGUGUACAGAUGCCAUAUAUGUAUAAUGCAACAUAUUUUUUGUAUUUUUGAUAUCUUUAACUUGGUUGUGGGUUUGAAUUAACUACGACCAUGUCUCAUAAACUUGUAAAAAUCAGUAUUAAUAAAAAAAUUAAGUUAGGUUUUAUGGCCUUGUCCUAAGGCUUAA
Messenger RNA from Amaranthus tricolor (Joseph's coat), 2062 nucleotides. Its product is annotated as PAP-specific phosphatase HAL2-like. Bases 343 to 1698 code for a protein of 451 amino acids. Lineage: Eukaryota; Viridiplantae; Streptophyta; Magnoliopsida; Caryophyllales; Amaranthaceae. Gene Ontology annotation, molecular function: 3'(2'),5'-bisphosphate nucleotidase activity. The record is from RefSeq and is a predicted model, not a curated record. The transcript is spliced from 4 exons. Gene Ontology annotation, biological process: phosphatidylinositol phosphate biosynthetic process; sulfate assimilation.